AUGACUUUAAUCGAGCGUCUCUGGGCGGUAGUGACGUCCUUCAUCACCUGGCAUUCAAUUCCCGGUUGGAGUGAAACCCAAGCACCAAUACUGCCUCUCAGCUAUACAAAUAAAGUUAUAGAUUAUCCGAUCUUUAAACCACCUGGUGUCCCAGAUAAUGAGAAUUUCCAAUGCGAGUAUCCGCUCAUGAAGGGAUGGGAAGACUGUUCCCACGGACUAGACCGUGAGUGCUGGAUUAGGAGCAAGUCAGAUGGGAAGCAGUUUGACAUCAACACCGACUACGAAAAGGCCACGCCGACAGGAAUCGAGCGUUACUAUAACAUUGACUUGGCCGACAGCUUUUACGCGGCGGAUGGGAUAAAUUUUACAGAAGCUAAGCUAUUUAAUAAUAGCUACCCAGGGCCUUGGAUUAGGGCCUGCUGGGGGGAUCGGUUGAUCGUGAAAGUCACCAAUAAUUUAAACUAUAAUGGCACCUCGGUACACUGGCAUGGCAUCCGUCAGCUAAACACCAUGAUUAUGGACGGCGUAAAUGGCAUCACGCAAUGUCCUAUUCCUCCUAAAAGUCACUUCGUCUAUAACUUCACCCUAAAUCAGUACGGGAGCUCGUGGUACCAUAGCCACUACUCUGUGCAAUAUGCUGAUGGUGCCGCGGGCCCAAUAACUAUUUAUGGUCCUUCUUCGGCGGACUGGGACGAAGCCGUAAACCCCCCCCUGAUUAUGACCGACUGGUACCACACCUCGGCUUUUAAGGUGGUGUCAAGUGACGAAUCUAAGCCUCCAGAUGACAUCUUGCUCAACGGCCGCGGAGACAUUACCAAGUUUUCCGAUAGCAACAAGCAGACAACGCCUAUUAAACCUGCAUUAAACAUUAUCUUUCAAAGCCCCCACCCAGGACAAAAAUACAAGAAGUAUCUACUUCGUCUGAUAAACACAUCAUUUAGCACUACCUUCGUUUUUAGCAUUGAUAACCAUGCUCUUCAAGUUAUUAGUGCUGAUUUCGUCCCAAUUCAGCCCUACCGUACCAAGUCUAUCCUAGUGGGCAUUGGCCAACGCUAUAAUAUAGUUGUUGAAGCUAAUCCUCAAGCUAUUAACACGUCUAACCAACUCCCUAGUGACGGGAACUACUGGAUCCGUACCCAGAUCGCAUGGUGUUUUAACAGCCAGGAAGGAAAGGAUGGAUAUGAUGAAGUUGCCAUUCUGCGUUAUAAUCCAUUAAGCACCAGUGAUCCUACGACCAAUAGAUGGCCUGAUAUUUCUCUGAACUGUGCGGACGAACCGUACACGGAUUUAAAUCCAAUCGUGCCGUGGACUGUGACUUCUCCUAGCAAUGGGGUUCUGAAUGCUGCGGCUUCGCCCUUCGGCGAGGAAUUCGACGUGUUCCCCGGUAUGCGGCAAAAAAUGGACUAUCCCAUCGCGGGGUGGACAAUGGAUAGUAAUAAGACUAGACACGCUCCUAUACGCAUCAAUUACUCGGACCCAACCGUCCUCCACUUGAAUCCAGAAGAUAAUUUGAUGACACACUCUGAGCUCUGGCGCGUUCAGCCAGAGAAUUACACCAAUAGCCAAUGGAUCUACCUGGUCCUGCAUGGGGGGAAGAAGAAGUCCACAGGGGAAGAAGAUACGCAAGGUGCUCAUCCGAUCCACUUACACGGCCAUGACUUUGCAAUUCUUGAGCAAGCCAAAAAAAAGUGGAAGCCAGAUAACCUGAACCUCAAACUUGAUAAUCCUCCCCGCCGCGAUGUCGUCUUACUGCCUGAUGACGGCUAUGUAGUUAUCGCGUUUAAAGCUGAUAACCCUGGGCUAUGGCUUGUACACUGUCAUAUCGCCUUUCAUAUUGCUGGGGGUUUGGGCAUGCAAAUCUUGGAGAACCGGCCAGGCGCGUUUAAUAUUUGGCCAGAUAAUAAUAGCGGGAUUGUUGAGGCCCGGCGAGUUUGCAAGGAGUGGAAAACCUUCUACUCAAACCAUACUAAUUGGGCGAAUAAACACGAGUCGGAGGGGGGCGAGUGCAAAGAACAGAUUGAAAAUAUUGGCUGGUGCUUUCAGGACGAUUCCGGUGUUUAA
Molecule: messenger RNA, 2061 nt
Organism: Metarhizium robertsii ARSEF 23
Lineage: Eukaryota; Fungi; Ascomycota; Sordariomycetes; Hypocreales; Clavicipitaceae
Product: Lcc2
Exons: 5
Coding region: 1-2061 (686 amino acids)
Molecular function (GO): copper ion binding; oxidoreductase activity
Source: RefSeq, a predicted model, not a curated record